This is a messenger RNA of Prosopis cineraria, 2354 nucleotides long. Its product is annotated as regulator of nonsense transcripts UPF3. The record is from RefSeq and is a predicted model, not a curated record. Gene Ontology annotation, cellular component: nucleolus; cytoplasm. Lineage: Eukaryota; Viridiplantae; Streptophyta; Magnoliopsida; Fabales; Fabaceae. Gene Ontology annotation, molecular function: mRNA binding. Bases 172 to 1761 code for a protein of 529 amino acids. Gene Ontology annotation, biological process: nuclear-transcribed mRNA catabolic process, nonsense-mediated decay; positive regulation of translation. The transcript has 14 exons.
GACAAAUUUUCCACUCCGAAUUUCCAGAGAAAGCGAAAUAAAGAAAGAGUCACUCAAGAACAAGAAGAGUCUCUGUUUCUUCCUCCUCUUAAUUCAACAAAUUCGCAAACCAAUUCACGCUAAAUUUUUCCUGUCCAUGAUCCAGAAUCUUCCCAUUCAUUCCAAUUUCAGAUGAAGGCUCCUCCAGAAAGAACUAAAGUGGUUAUUAGGCAUUUGCCUCCGUCUCUUGUUCAGUCCGAUCUCCUCCAACAAAUUGAUGAUCACUUUGCUGGUCGGUUUAAUUGGUUCUCUUUUCGUCCCGGGAAGACCAGUUACAAGCAUCAGAAAUAUUCCCGAGCCUACAUAAACUUCAAUAGUGCUGAAGAUGUUUUUGAGUUUGCCGAAUUCUUUGAUGGACAUGUCUUUGUUAAUGAGAAAGGUGCCCAACAUAAGGCCAUAGUUGAAUAUUCACCUUCUCAGCGUGUUCCAAAGUCAAGUACCAAAAAGGAUGGUCGUGAAGGGACUAUAUACAAAGAUCCAGAUUAUCUUGAGUUUCUCAAACUUAUUGCAAAACCACCUGAGCAUCUUCCUAGUGCAGAGAUACAGUUGGAAAGAAAAGAAGCUGAGCAAGCUGGGGCUGCCAAGGAAGCACCAAUAGUCACUCCUUUGAUGGAAUAUAUUCGUCAGAAACGUGCCGUUGAGAGUGGGGCACAGGCUUCACCAGUUGUGACAAAGAUUAGCAGAAGAACCAGGGGUGCUUCAUCCAGCAAGCCUGGCUCAGAGAAUGCUAGACGAGGCUCUGAGAAGAAAAAGUAUGUUCAGAAGAAUAGUGCUAAAAGCAGCAACCGAAAAGACAAAUCAAGCUCUGUUGUAAUUCCCCGGCGAGAAUAUCAAUCAUCUGUGUCCAUUUCAAAGGGAAUAUCUGAAAUUGAAGCUGUGCAUGGUAUUGAAGGUCCUAUUUCAGCUAUCCCUCUGCCUGCUGGCUCUGGAAAGAAAAAAAUCCUGCUGGUUAAAGGGAAAGAACGAGAAAUUCUCAAUGCUGCUGAGAGUAUGGCACAACAGCAAAAUGUAAAAUCCGGAAAUCCUGCUGUUUCUGCUGCUUCAAAGCAGAACCCAAGACGCGAAGCUAGUGGAAGGUUGAUUAGGAGCAUACUUCUAAAUAAUGAAGCUCGUCAGAGCCAGUCCACAACUGCAGCUCAACAGAAAGUUCAGAUCUUGAGUUCUGAGAAUGGGAAGCGGCCACUUCGGAAUGUGAGUGCACGGUCUGGGACAAAUGGUCUUGUCUCCAAUCAUGAUGCAGGCCAAUUUAAUUCUGAAGGGGAUUCUAAAAGGGCAUUGGAUGAGAAGUUUGUAAAAAGGGAUCUGCAUGGUUUGGGCAGUGGUGAAAAAACAGAAAGGCGUACUAGAAACAAGGAUAGACCUGAUUGUGGGGUUUGGACUCCUCUUCGUCGAUCCGAUGUUUCUCAUGCUGUUAAUGAGCACUCAUCAUCCUCUGUAUCACAGUCUACCUUGUCACAUUCUGAAUCAGUUGAAGGAGAAAUGAAAGAUGAUGUCUUUUCUGGAAGCAGAAAAGGGGAAUACUCAGCCUCUGCUGGUGGUCGUAAUAGUUCCUCAGUUGAAAAUGGUUCUCAAAGACAUUAUACUCGUCGUGGAGCUACCCACACAGUGAAGGAUGACACUGCAGUCAGUUUAAGUGAAGCAAAACCUUCUAAGAAAGGUGUUGCUGGACAUGGGGCUCAUGAGAAGCAAGUGUGGGUUCAGAAAUCAUCUUCAGGGUCCUAAAAUAUCUAAAGGUGGUUUACAACGUGACUGACAGAGUAUGGACCACUACAACAGCAAUAAUUCCUCGAAGUUUUGAGGCAGAUCAUUCCUGCUAUGAGCUAUGGUCUCCGUUGGGGAUCGUCCUUAACAAAUUCAGGUUGACCCAAGGUUGGGCUACUUAAAAAGAAAGAUGAUCCAGUUGUUGCCUGAUGGAGCCUGCUCAUUGAAAGGAAUGCCAAAGUUAUAUACCUACCUCAUCAUGGACAUGAUAUUCUGCUGGAAAGAGUGUGGUGUGUCAAUCAUGUCUGUUAGAUGUUUGUACCAUUCGUCUCCUUUUAAGUUUACUGAGUAUUUCUUUGGUGCAAAAUAGUAUCUGUGCCUGGGAUGUACUAUAUAAUAGUGCAUGGUGGUACUUGCCAAGGGGCAGUCGUGUAUUGUGACGAGUCACAGCAUCCUUGUCCCUUCCUAAUAGACUACUAGGGGCUGGACAAUGUUGUGUAUCAAGGCGUGUGAUUCUUAUAUAAGAGGAAGCACUUUGGUGUGCCUGUAAUCCUAAAAGAUCAGAGAUGUAAUAUUGAUCGUUGGUGUAUUAUCAUCCUGUGGUUGAUUUUAAA